CCGGAAGCACUUCCCAGCGCUUCCGGUGGUCCGGGACUCUUGGUUUCUUCGGAGAUGUCUUGGGUUCGGUCUGUUCCCGAGAUCCCGAGCCCUGGGGAUCAGGACGUGUUUGACGAGGAAGCGGACGAGACUCUGUUAGUGCAGCGGGAAUGGCAGGGCCACAUGCGGAGGCGAAUCCAAGAAGGCUACAGAGAUGGAAUAGAUGCUGGCAAAGCAGUCACUCUUCAACAGGGCUUCAAUCAAGGUUACAAAGAAGGUGCAGAAGUCAUUAUAAACUAUGGACUACUCAGGGGAACACUGAGUGCUUUGCUCUCCUGGUGUCACCUUCAUGGCAAUAGUUCAGCUUUGAUCAGCAAAAUAAAUAAUCUUCUGGAUGCAGUUGGCCAGUGCGAAGAGUGUGUGCUCAAACGUCUGAAAUCAGUCACGUCACAGCCCCAAGUUACAGAUUUGUUGGACUCCAUUGAGGAUAUGGACCUUUGUCGUGGAGUUCCAGCUGAGAAAAAGAUUGAUGAAGCUAAAGAUGAAAGACUCUGUGAAAACAGUGCUGAGUUGAACAGAACCUCUGACGAGAGUCCUAGCAGGACAGAUGGUUCACUUUCCGAAUGGUGCAGAACACAAGAGCACACACUCUUGGAAAAACCAAGCCUCGCUUGGAUUCUGGACCAGACCGCCAACUUAGUGAAACAGCUGGGGGUAUCAGUGGACGUAUUGCAGCACCUGAGACAGCUAUAAAAUUAUCUCCCUUCUGUAGUGGAAGUAAUGCUCCAAUAGUCCUCAGAGCAGUGUGUUUCUAGAUAAGGGAACCAUUGGUUGAGCACAUCUUCUGUAGUUACCCUUAUGGAGGUAUGAAGGGUCUUCAGUGUUAACACUAGUAAAUGAAUAUAAGCCUU
Molecule: messenger RNA, 890 nt
Organism: Peromyscus californicus insignis
Lineage: Eukaryota; Metazoa; Chordata; Mammalia; Rodentia; Cricetidae
Gene: Yae1
Product: YAE1 maturation factor of ABCE1
Exons: 3
Coding region: 55-732 (225 amino acids)
Source: RefSeq, a predicted model, not a curated record